AUGCCCAGCCCCGUCUGGUCAGACAAAAGCGCUGCCACCUACCCAUUCAAUCCUAUCUCAGCCACCACCCACCAAGACUCGAAACCACAAUCCCGAAAUGCGAAUUACAGAAUGCCACACGGCUUCGACAAGCUCCUUCACCAUUCACCAGAGCCACAAUCACCAUCACCUCCUCCACCACCCAGACGACCAUCUACCCAAUCCCGAUACCAUCUCCACAUCCGACAGCAGCCCAUCGCAGCACGAGCCUGCGGCGCAGGCGACAGAGACCGCCGCCCAGUCGACCCUCCCCCAAUUGUGCAGAUCCUCAUUACCGACUUCGACUCCAACUCCCAAGAUGACCGGGAUCUCCUCCAAGACCCCCGCUUCACAGUGGGCUGUCUACUAUUCCCCGUCUCGCCUUCUCUACCAUGGGCCGAGCCAACAGAAACACAUUCGCGCGAGCGCGAUCACGACCGGGACCAAGACCGGGACCACGAUAGAGAACGAGAACGAGAAAGAGAACGGGAAACAGACGGCAUCGCCCGCACAGAUGACAACUUCUCAACCCCAUUACUAUCCGGCAAAGCCUUCAUGUCCCCCUUCUACGUCGACGAAGACCCAGACCCCAACUCUGCACCCGCACACCCAUCCUCCAUAACCGAUUCUCAUCUCGACAGCCCCCUCCACAACGCCUACAACCACGCCGCCUCGCGUCUUCACCAACCAGCGACCUUUUUCAUUUUUGCAGAUCUUUCGAUUCGCUCGGCGGGGCUUUACAGGCUCCAGUUCCGGUUGAUGAAUUGGGGUUCUGUUGAGGAUACGGGGCAGUCGAUGCCGAUUCUUGCGGAGGCGUGGUCUAACCCAUUCCGUGUGUAUCCUGCGAAAGAUUUUCCUGGGAUGAGGGAUUCGUCCAUUCUUGCGGAGGGGUUGAAGGAGCUUGGGUUUGUGGAGUUGAAGACGAGAGGGCAUGGGAAGGAGAAGGGGAAGAAAAGGCGGUGA
Molecule: messenger RNA, 981 nt
Organism: Penicillium crustosum
Lineage: Eukaryota; Fungi; Ascomycota; Eurotiomycetes; Eurotiales; Aspergillaceae
Product: velvet factor family protein
Exons: 1
Coding region: 1-981 (326 amino acids)
Source: RefSeq, a predicted model, not a curated record